Phodopus roborovskii (desert hamster) is the source of this 1351-nucleotide messenger RNA. It is a transcript of the gene Hsd17b1, whose product is annotated as hydroxysteroid 17-beta dehydrogenase 1. The record is from RefSeq and is a predicted model, not a curated record. Gene Ontology annotation, molecular function: estradiol 17-beta-dehydrogenase [NAD(P)+] activity. Gene Ontology annotation, cellular component: cytoplasm. The coding region runs from base 217 to 1251 and encodes 344 amino acids. Gene Ontology annotation, biological process: estrogen biosynthetic process. The transcript has 6 exons. Lineage: Eukaryota; Metazoa; Chordata; Mammalia; Rodentia; Cricetidae.
CCCCAACUAAAGCAAUUUGGUAUCACAACCAAUGUCCUUUUCUCAGCUCUGACCCACAGCAGGGUGGGGAGAGCCUGCCAGGGACCUGGCUCAGCCUUGAGAUUGCCAGCAGACACAACAAGGGGUGGGCACUGGGGGCAGGAGCAGAGCCAAGCGAUACCCAGCCCCAGCCUGCCAUUAGGACCCUUCGUGCUCUGAACUUAGGUACUCUGAGUCAUGGACCGCACAGUAGUGCUCAUUACCGGCUGCUCCUCCGGAAUCGGCCUGCACUUGGCUAUUCGUCUGGCUUCUGACCAGUCCCAGAGCUUCAAAGUGUAUGCCACAUUGAGGGACCUGAAGACACAGGGACCACUGUUGGAGGCAGCCCGGGCUCGAGGAUGCCCGCCUGGCUCCCUGGAGACAUUGGAACUGGAUGUCAGGGAUUCAGAAUCUGUGGCUGCUGCCCAGGCAUGCGUGACCGAGGGUCGUGUGGAUGUUCUGGUGUGUAAUGCGGGCCGGGGCCUGUUCGGGCCGCUGGAGGCGCACGAGCUGGAUGCAGUGGGCGCUGUGCUGGAUGUGAAUGUAGUUGGAACGGUUCGGAUGCUGCAGGCCUUUCUGCCAGACAUGAAGAGGCGCCACUCCGGGCGUGUGCUAGUGACUGCGAGUGUAGGAGGUUUGAUGGGGCUGCCAUUCCACGAAGUUUAUUGUGCUAGCAAGUUCGCGCUCGAAGGUUUGUGCGAGAGUCUAGCGGUCCUGCUGCCACCCUUUGGAGUCCACGUGAGCCUCAUCGAGUGCGGGCCAGUGCACACAGCCUUCUAUGAGAAGCUAGAGGGUGGCCCGGGCGGGGCUCUGGAGCGUGCAGAUGCCCAGACCCGCCACCUCUUCGCACACUACCAGCGUGGCUAUGAGCAAGUUCUGAGCGAGGCGCAGGACCCAGAGGAGGUGACGGAACUCUUCCUGACCGCGCUGCGAGCCCCACAGCCAGCUCUGCGCUACUUCUCCACUGACCGCUUCCUGGCGCUGGUCCGAACGCGCACAGAGGAUCCCAGCGGGAGCAGCUAUGUCGCAGCUAUGCACCAUGAAGCCUUUGCUGACCUGCAGGCGCAGGAGGGUGCAGAGGCUGGGGCUGGAGUUCCAGGGAACCAGGACAGGGCCUCCAGCUCCCUCAUUUGCCUCCCCGGGUGCGAGACCCCGGGGGUGGCAUAUGAAUUGUGCUGGCCCACAUCGGAUAAACCAGAUCAGAACAAACCAUGUAAUGAGCAAAAGAACUAAGCCAGGGUCUCCUUUUUUUAUUUCAGACUUUGUUUUGUUUUUGACAGGGACUCAUUAUGUAACCUUGGCUGGCCUCUUAACACAGAGAUCCGCCUGCCUC